This is a messenger RNA of Ostertagia ostertagi, 444 nucleotides long. The record is from the annotation of a GenBank genome assembly. Lineage: Eukaryota; Metazoa; Nematoda; Chromadorea; Rhabditida; Trichostrongylidae.
AUGGAAAGUGUUAUGGAGGCCAGUAAACCAGCAGAAGAACCGUUUGAAUCACGGUCCGCGGCAAAUGAUACGUCACCAGCUGAAGGUUUUCACGAAAACGAAUUGUCAGAGAAACAUGGAGAUCAAAGCUGUGGAGAUAUGAUUUUCGAGGGCGAUGUACCUGAAGAACGAGGAGAUCACGUGGUCGGAUCAAAUUUCGAGUGUGGUGCAGUCGAUGUCAUAUGGCUGGCUAAUAAUGAGUUAGAUAGUGCUUCGAUAGACAAAGAAAGUGAUAUCUUCUAUCCAUCAGUUGAGGUGGGCGCGAAUGAAACAGCAACUGUCAUCGAUUUAAAAGGAUACCAAGCCAAUAGCCAGAAUUCUGCAAACCCUUCAGACUCCGUAACUCUGAAGUUCUCCCGGCUUGAGUCUCCGUCUUCAUCAACAGAUGCCGACGAUCAAUGCUAG